AUGACGACGCCACCGCCGCCGCUGCCUGCGCCGCGCGCGGCGCGCAUCGCCCGCCCCAGGCUUCCGCCGGAGCAAGACGCGCUGUUGCAGAGGUUCGCCAAGGAGAACGCCUUCCGGCAAUGGAGCCGGAUCGCCAGGAGCAUGCACCGCCGCCACAAGCUCGCCCGCGACGUAUACCACCGCCCCUUCACUGCCCGUGACGACGACGAGCUCCUGCGCCUCCACCGCCGCCUCGGCGACCGCUGGAAGGAGAUCGGCAGCGCGGUCUCCGGCCGCAGCUCACGCAUCAUGAAGCGCCGCUGCAAGGAGCUCCGUCGUAGCGGCUUCCUCGCUGCCGCCGCAACAGCCGCCAGGAAGGAGCUGCCCGCCGGCGAGGACACCGACGACAUGGUGGAAAGCGUGGAUGAGCCGUUGGAGUCGCCUCGUCGUCUCGCCCUAGCCGACGCUCUUGCCUCGAGCUUCGCGUCUUGCAGCCUUGCCCCGGACCAUCCGAUGGAUCCUCCACUGGCCGGAAGCCUCGAGCUAGGGUUCGCCUGCAUGAAAAUUGGCUAG
Messenger RNA from Oryza brachyantha (malo sina), 552 nucleotides. RefSeq names its product transcription factor MYB118-like. The coding region runs from base 1 to 552 and encodes 183 amino acids. The record is from RefSeq and is a predicted model, not a curated record. Gene Ontology annotation, biological process: regulation of DNA-templated transcription. NCBI's taxonomy places the organism in Eukaryota, Viridiplantae, Streptophyta, Magnoliopsida, Poales, Poaceae. The transcript has a single exon. Gene Ontology annotation, cellular component: nucleus. Gene Ontology annotation, molecular function: RNA polymerase II cis-regulatory region sequence-specific DNA binding; DNA-binding transcription factor activity, RNA polymerase II-specific.